Messenger RNA from Didymodactylos carnosus, 1011 nucleotides. NCBI's taxonomy places the organism in Eukaryota, Metazoa, Rotifera, Eurotatoria, Philodinida, Philodinidae. The record is from the annotation of a GenBank genome assembly.
AUGUUAUUCUCACCAAGAAGAUGUUUGCGACCAAUUUCGGGUAGAAUACAUAAUUUAAUAUUAUCAUCAUUUUUAUCAUCAACUAUAGCCAACAAAUUUCUAAAAGAAUUUUGGAUUACAUGUUCAUUAUAUGGAUUUCAAGAUUCAUUAUUAUUUCAACCAAACGAGCCAGAUACAUCUCGAACCGUUGUUAUGUCGCCAGAUAGCAUGGGUUUACCAUUUGAAACAGUCACAAUUGAAACGCCAGAUAAUGAAAAACUACAUGGAUAUCUUAUUAAACAACAACAUCGCUACAGUGAGAAAGACACAAUGAUAUUUUUUCAUGGAAAUGCUGGUAAUAUUGGCCAUAGACUUCAAAAUGCUCAGAUAUUAUAUAGAAGUUGUGAUAUUAAUAUUUUAUUAUUUGAUUAUCGUGGAUAUGGAAAAUCUACUGGUACACCAUCUGAAAUGGGUUUAUAUACGGAUGCUCAAGCUGUAUACGAUUUUGUACGAAAACGAGAAGAUUUAAAUCAAGAGAAAAUAUUUUUAUUUGGUCGAUCUCUUGGAGGCGCUGUUGCAUUUCAUCUUGCGUCUGAGCUCGGACAAAUGAAUUCAGUGCCGCCAUUAUCAUGUGUUAUGGUCGAAAAUACAUUUACUAGUAUACCUGAGAUGGCUAAACGUUUAUUUCAAGUGUUUGUAUUAGAUUAUGUACCAAAUUGGUGUUAUAAAAAUGUUUUUUCUUCAUUAUCAAAAAUACGCCAUAUCAAAGUUCCCGUUUUAUUUCUGUCUGGUGGACAGGAUGAACUUGUGCCAACUAUCAUGAUGCAAAAAUUAUUUGAAGAAUGUAAAAGUCAAAAAAAAUAUUUUCAUAAUUUUCCAGAUGGUAUGCAUAAUACCACAUGGUUAGCAAGCGAUUAUUCACAAAUUAUACGAAAAUUUCUUAUUGAUUGUAACAAUGAACGUUCUCGCCAUUCAUCGUCGUCAGAUCACAAAGGCAUAGAUAUUCAAAAUUUUCUUCAACAAGAUAGCUGA